UGUUAGCUGGGCGUGUGUGUCACGCACGCACGUCAACCCAUAUAUUUGGUUUUGUGGUCAUAGUAACUAUUAGAAAAGAGUCUUGGGCGUUUCGUUCAUGCAGAAAAAUCAAAAUUCUUUCUUUUUUUUAAUCGUAAUAUGUUAAUAAAAGAAGCAAAACCAGCAUACAAGAGGUUGUUCGGAUCGGCAUUAAAGGCUAUUUUUAUCGCCGAGGCUUUAGGUAUUGCUGUGUCAUACGGUGUGUGGUAUAAACUCAAUACAGAGAGAGAUUUUCGUCUGUACAUGUACAAAAAUUGUAACUGGGUGUUGGAAGGGUACUAUCAAUUGGGUGAAAGAAUCGCUGAUCACAAAACAAGAGAACUCGAUCUAAAAGUCUGGACUAACGAAGGGAAAAUUUAAACCUUGGUGAGAUGAGCAUUGCUAUUAGAGCCUCGUUUUGGGUGGUGACCAUUGGCGGCCUCACUUAUGCACUCUUCAAAGUGGUCAAACCUAAUGAUGAGCUGCUUAAAGAGGUCAAUAUACAUACUUUUUUGUUCAGUUUUAGUGGUCACAGAUGUUUAACACUUUAUGGGGCUAUUACUUGUGCAUGUCUAUAAUGUGUGUUACUUUGUGUUUUCAUUUUUAAUUAGCAUUAUACACUUGAGUUUAUCAAUGUGUUUCGAAUAACAUCUAUGUGUGUAAUUAUUCCAAAAUGUAAUUAAAUUUCAUUAACCAUUUACUAGGUUCAUUUAUUUGGGACUCAUCUAGCGGUUGUUUAGAUGUUAAAAUAACUUUUUUUCAUUUUUUUUUUCAGUUUGAUUUGUCAUCCAAACAUACUGAUACUAGAAAGUUUUCUAUUGAAACUAUUAAAGUGCUAAAGGAGGCCGCAAAUCAAGAUUCUGAACUUAACAAAAAGUUAGAAGAGCUCAUUAAAAAAUGAGUGAUAAAAAUACUGUAUUAGAAAGACUAAGCAAGAGAGAUGCACAGAGGCUUGAGAAAUUACAAAAGGCACAUAAAGCACGGGAAGAAGUUGAUGCAUCUGAUGAAAAUGAGGAAUAUUUCUCUGGAGCUUUCAAAAUCAAAUCUGAAUACAUUGAAGAUAUGUUGUCCCAAAUACCUACAAUGGACUCCAAAGUUCUUCCGUCACAUUUCGAUAAUAUCAAAAGAGAAGUCAAUGAAUUACAGAAGUAUGUCAUUACAUCAUCAUUUUUCUUAAAAGAAUUCAAUAUGCGUAAAUACUUGGGCAUUGUACAAAAUUUGCAGACAAAAUGUUAUGAGCUAGAAGAUAGAUAUGUCCCUCGCAAGAAGUUUGGAUUUACAAAAAAGAAACUUUUGAAAUCAAACACUGAAAAACAAAGUUCGUUUGACGAGAAUGACACAGCUGGUAAAGCAGACAGUAACAAAUGGGAUGAGAAGCUGUUUGGUUUCGAUUCAUUAGAAAACAAGGUUUUAUCACUUGAUAGUGAUGACUUGUUUCAAAGAGAUGUCACUUUACGUAACUUGAAGAAUUGCACAAUUGCCCUAAAGGGUGUGAUGGGCACAUUACAUAUGACCAAUUUAGACAAUUGCAUAAUCCUUUGUGGUCCUGUCACUUCUUCUGUAUUUGUUGAGAAAUGUACGAACUCCAAAAUUGUCACUGCUUGUCAACAACUUCGUAUGCAUACCUCAUCCAAAUGUGAUAUUUAUUUACAUGUAACAAGCAAAGGAAUAGUUGAAGAUUGCUCAGAAAUAAGAACGGCGCCAUAUAAUUUAUAUUAUGAAGACUUGGAUAAACAUUUCAAUAUGUCAUCUUUAGACAGAAACAUUAAUAACUGGGAUCGUUUGGAUGAUUUUAACUGGUUAGCUCCAGAUAUUCCAUCGCCUAAUUGGUCAGUUUUAGAUACAGCAAAAAGGGUUAACAAUUGGGAUGAGUGGUGGUCAAAAAGCCCAUUGCCAUGCAACGGAUGAUUUGAUAUAGGUCUUAUUCAUUUAACAAUAUAAAAUAAUCAAUUUACUCACUCUAUAAAUUUCCCACAAUUUAACAAAUUUUAAGUUAAUUACAUUUCCUUUGCAAAGUAUGAAAGAACAAUAAAUAACACUAGUUCCUAAAGAUUUUGUAUCAUAGAAAUAUAUGUAAAAAUUGAUAAUGUCAGCCCCAAGUAUAAUUUUCAUAGUAUCUUAUUUAUGAAUGUUGCUUUAUGAGAUGCCUCUAAGACUCACAGAUGUAAUUUAUUAAUUGCUUAGUUAACCUAAUACAUAUAUCUAGUAGCAUUAGCAUUUAUUACAUUGUAUAAAUUGUUGCAAUAAUAAAUACUGAACAAAACAACUU
Diatraea saccharalis (sugarcane borer) is the source of this 2287-nucleotide messenger RNA. The record is from the annotation of a GenBank genome assembly. Lineage: Eukaryota; Metazoa; Arthropoda; Insecta; Lepidoptera; Crambidae.